This is a messenger RNA of Leucoraja erinaceus (little skate), 816 nucleotides long. RefSeq lists its product as uncharacterized. The record is from RefSeq and is a predicted model, not a curated record. Lineage: Eukaryota; Metazoa; Chordata; Chondrichthyes; Rajiformes; Rajidae. The coding region runs from base 76 to 816 and encodes 246 amino acids. The transcript has 6 exons.
AUCCCAUUCACAACCAGGCGGGGAGUGAGUCCCAUUCACAAGCGGCGCUGGACGAGAUUCUCCGACUGGGAAAAGAUGAAUUUGUCCUACCGUAGAUUUGCGCAGAGCAAGGAGGAAUCGCUGGGAAGGGCCGCGCUCGGUCAGGGCCUCCAGAAGAUGUCCGCUGGCAGCGGGCAGGUCCGACACGGGGCUGGGAGCGGGUGCAAGGGCCAGGGACGGGGGAUGAACCAGGAGUGUUCCCGACCCCCGCACAACGCUGCGAGUGAGAGGAGGGAGAGUUUUACCAGGGAUCCACGGCUGGCAAGAGGAUGCGAUGUGGCCCAGAGCCAUGUGGGGCACAGAGGUCGCGCUGAUGAGAGGGUCUCCCCUCCCACAGAGAUACCCGUCACAUCCAGCCUGAGACCCCCCCAGAGCGGGCAGGACGACAGCGCGCUCAACCCCACCCCCCCUCCGCACCCGCAGCCAGUGUGCAGUCUGUGGGCUGUGGUGUUGGGGAAGGUUGGAGCCGGCUGCAGGGAGGGGGUGAAGGCUGCGAGAGUGUGCAAGGUUGCAGCAGCAGCAGCAGCAGGAGCAGAGAGGUUGGUUUGCCAUCCCCGGCGGAGGACCGUGUCUGCCCGCUGGAGGACCGCGCCCGCCGCCCCCAUCUUGCCCCGCCGUGCGGCUCGUUGGCGCCCGGCACCCUUUGCGGGAGAUGACAGUUGGGGCCUGUGCGGGAGCGGGACGAGGCUUCAGCCUGAGGCGGCGGCGGCCGGUGCCCGGCUCCCGGAGCCACUGUAUGGCCACGGGGGCGAUGAGAGGAGGCGCGGCGGGCACUGA